Molecule: messenger RNA, 1441 nt
Organism: Nipponia nippon (crested ibis)
Lineage: Eukaryota; Metazoa; Chordata; Aves; Pelecaniformes; Threskiornithidae
Source: RefSeq, a predicted model, not a curated record
AUGGAGACUGAACAACAGGAGGAGACCUUUACUAACACAGAGACAAAUGGUAAAUUUGGCAAACGUCCUGCAGAAGAUAUGGAAGAAGAACAGGCCUUCAAAAGAUCUCGGAAUACAGAUGAGAUGGUUGAAUUACGUAUCUUGCUUCAAAGCAAAAAUGCUGGAGCAGUGAUUGGAAAAGGUGGCAAAAAUAUUAAGGCACUUCGUACAGAUUACAAUGCCAGUGUUUCAGUCCCAGACAGCAGUGGCCCCGAGCGCAUCUUGAGUAUAAGUGCAGAUACAGAGACAAUUGGAGAAAUCUUGAAGAAGAUUAUCCCUACUUUAGAAGAGGUAUGUCUCUUAGGUUUAAAAACCUUAACAAAAAAACAAAACUAGUAUUUUGAUUUUUCAGUUAUUUUUUUCCCCUGACUAAUAUUUUAUUCUUUCCUUGUAUGCAUCUUACAGUAUCAACACUACAAAGGUAGCGACUUUGACUGUGAAUUAAGACUUCUAAUUCACCAAAGUCUAGCAGGAGGAAUUAUUGGUGUCAAGGGUGCUAAAAUCAAAGAACUCAGAGAGAACACUCAGACCACCAUUAAGCUUUUCCAAGAGUGUUGUCCUCAUUCCACUGAUAGAGUGGUGCUUAUUGGUGGAAAACCUGAUAGAGUUGUGGAAUGUAUCAAGAUUAUCUUGGAUCUUAUCUCUGAGUCUCCAAUUAAAGGACGGGCCCAGCCUUAUGAUCCCAAUUUCUAUGAUGAAACAUAUGACUAUGGUGGCUUCACAAUGAUGUUUGACGAUAGAAGGGGACGUCCAGUAGGCUUUCCAAUGCGUGGAAGAGGAGGCUUUGAUCGAAUGCCUCCUGGUCGUGGUGGACGACCUAUGCCUCCAUCAAGAAGAGAUUAUGAUGAUAUGAGCCCUCGCAGAGGACCUCCACCACCACCGCCAGGUCGUGGUGGCAGAGGUGGCAGCAGAGCUCGUAAUCUUCCUCUUCCUCCUCCACCACCUCCUCGUGGCGGAGAUCUUAUGUCUUAUGACCGAAGGGGUAGACCUGGAGACCGUUAUGAUGGAAUGAUGAUGCAGUGUCACGUGGAUGCCUGUGAUGACAUGCAGCCACCAGAGUUGUUUGAGGGUGGCUCUGGAUAUGACUAUUCUUACACAGGGGGCCGUGGUUCAUAUGGAGAUCUUGGUGGACCCAUCAUCACAACACAAGUAACGAUUCCCAAAGAUUUGGCAGGAUCUAUUAUUGGAAAGGGAGGCCAGAGAAUCAAACAAAUACGUCAUGAGUCAGGAGCUUCAAUCAAAAUUGAUGAACCACUAGAAGGCUCAGAAGAUCGAAUAAUAACUAUUACGGGAACACAGGACCAGAUACAAAAUGCUCAGUAUUUACUGCAGAACAGUGUGAAGCAGUAUGCAGAUGUUGAAGGAUUCUAAUGCAAGAUUAUUUUUUCUUUUUUAUAGUGUG